AUGACACAACCUCAAGAAUUGAGACCUUUUGCAUGGAGCUCAUGUGGGGACUUCGACGACCAGAGGAGAAUCAAGAUCAAGGAGGACGCUCUCAAUGUAGAUCAUAAGGUUAUCGAGGGGUGGGUUGCAGAUUAUAGGAAUCUCAUCAAACGACAUCAAGACUUCCAAGUCACCGUCGGUGUUGCGGGAUCUACUGGAAGUGGCAAAACAUCUGCCCUGAACGCACUCCUAGACUAUCGCGAGCUAUUACCCACGGACAACGCAGAAGCAGCCACAGCCGUACCAUGCAAGCUCGCCUAUAACAAUGAUACUAGACCCGAGUUCAAAUUUCGAGCAAUUAUUACUUUCCGUAAGCGAGAAGACUUGGUGAAGCAACUAGACCAACUCUUUGAAGACUUGAAGGACAGAAACGAACUUCAAGACAUGCCAUCCAAAUCAAACGAAGAUCAUGACGCCCUCCGGCUCAUUAAUUCUAUUGUCAAGCCAACCCUUGAAUUGGUUAAGACAGUGUUUGGCCUCGGGGAGGAUGAGAUCAAAGGGAUGACGACUGAUGAUCUCCUCUCUCUCAAUGGGGACGUUGGCCAGGUCUUGGGGACGACUGAAUGUUUUCAUAGUGGCGAACCGGAUCAAUUCUCUGACAUGGUUAGGCACUACAUGGAUUCUACUAGUGCGAAGCAUGGCGACCAUGGCCUUAGUUUCCCAGCUUGGCCCCUUGUGGACGAAGUGGAGGUUCUAGUGAAGUCAGACAUUCUUCGCAGUGGUGUCAUGCUCGUGGACUUACCUGGCCUGGCUGACUCAGUGGAGAGUCGUGCUGCAGUUGCCGAGCGAUACUUCCCAAAAUUGGCUGCUACUCUUAUUGUAUCUCCCGCUCGUCGAGCUGCGGAUGAUUCGACCUCGGUCAAACUGUUGUCAGAUCACCAGGAACUUCGCAUGAAACUUGAUGGCAAGUUCCACAAACGUGGCUACUGCGUCGUCGUCUCUCAAAUGGAUGAGAUUGAGCGGAACUCUGAUUUCAAAAAGGAAUGGGCCAAGUCGAAUAAGGAACUGCAGGACCUUAUUAAACAAGAGCAGGAACUCAAAAUAUCGAAGCAGUCUCGCACCAUGGCCGACAUAAAGAAGGAAAAGUUGACCAUCACAAGAUUAAAAGAGAUGAUCUAUGAACUAGAGAAAAACAUCAAGAAUGUUGAGGGAAACAUAAUAUUUAUCUGUGUGAAAGAGAGGAACCGAAUCUUGACAGAACGAAUCCAGCAGGAUUUCCAAGCCCGCCAAGCUCAAAUGACUUCUGAUCAUCGCGACGACUUGAGAGCCACAUAUGAUGGCCAAGUAUCGAUAUGUCCGAUCAGCUCUAAGGCAUACUGGCAGUGUUCUGAUGAAGAGGAUACUCUAGCCGGCUUUCCAGGUCGCCAAUACUCGGGGAUCCCGAAUCUCAAGAAAUGGAUAUCACAUUCGGCAAUCCCGGAGAGGGAGGCUCAUGCCGAUAGUCUCCUCUAUGGCCUCCUAAGUUUGUAUAAUGUGAUCCAAACGUGGUCUAAGGAAGGAGGGUGCCAGAGUCCAUUGCUCAUUAGCAAAGAAUUGGCCGAGAAAGAUGUUACGUCGGAUAUCUAUGAGCAUAUCAAGAAGGAGCUUGGCGGGUAUUGGGAGAAACUUAACCAGUCGGUCCAAGAGAAGAAUCCGCUUCGAGACAAAAAGGAAUCUAUAGAUAACUGCGCUCGACGCUGCGCUGGGAUCGUGCAAGGGUGGUCAUACAAAUUCCCCGAGGAUAACUCUUCACCGAAGAAGAUCCAUUGGAAUACCUAUCAAGCGAACAUUCGCCGUGAUGGAGGUAGGUUCAGGGGUAGAUCGGGCCGAGAUUGCAUCGAUUAUUACUGGAUGCAAGACGUUUCAGACGUGCUCUUGAAGACAAUCGUCCAAAAAUGGGACAAUGCCCUCAACCAUGACAUUCCCAACCUUGGGGAAGAAGCUUCUGAUAUCAUCAAUACCAUCUGGAGAGACUUUCUUCAGCGGUUACGAAUUCGUUUCCAGGAAAAUCUCCCUCAACUUCUGCCCUCUCUAGAUGAAAUGAUUCAUAGUCUUGAUGCCAUAAAAGCGAGGGUCAACAACGAUGUUCAACAAGCGCUAGUGGCGGUUUCUAAGGACGCAUCCGAAAUACACCCUGAAGCGGCAAAGACGAUUCAGAGAUCAUGGAAGCCCGCUUUCAAGAGUGCUCUGGAAGAGCAUGGCAAAGGGUCCCUCUCUAGGCGAAAAGCUGUUGUUGCGGAAUUCGCAUCGGAAAAUAGCAGAGAAAUAUAUAGUACCGCUUUUGCGUCGUUAGUCGAUCAACUCAAGAAAAACUUCAAUAGGUUUUCUAAGAGGCUCGAUACGAUAUCUACUUUGGCUGUGAAAGAAGUAGAGGCUCACAUUCAUGCAUUGCUGGACAAUGUAUCCCCGCAAGAUGUCGAAGGGAAUAAGGCACUCACCAUGAAAGUCGAGCUACAGCAAUCUAUCCGUGAUGUCUUACUCCAAUGGGAUCUCGAAUGGAAGGCCUCCGAGGCACUUCUCAACACACAAAUAAAUGCAGAGAAUGUAUAA
Molecule: messenger RNA, 2568 nt
Organism: Annulohypoxylon truncatum
Lineage: Eukaryota; Fungi; Ascomycota; Sordariomycetes; Xylariales; Hypoxylaceae
Exons: 8
Coding region: 1-2568 (855 amino acids)
Source: RefSeq, a predicted model, not a curated record